UCACGGACCCGGAACAGCACAGCAAGAUGCAGCGGGACAAAACAAGCAAUGCCGCGGCUGAAAAGCCUGACCGGGAGGCCGCCAUCAUGUCCAAAUACUACGACGGAGUGGAGUUUCCGUUCUGCGACGAGUUCUCCAAGUACGAGAAGAUGGCUAAGAUCGGCCAGGGCACAUUUGGGGAGGUGUUUAAAGCCAAGCACCGGCAGUCGGGGAAGAAGGUCGCCCUCAAGAAAGUGUUGAUGGAGAAUGAGAAAGAAGGGUUCCCAAUCACGGCUCUGAGAGAGAUAAAGAUCCUUCAGCUGCUCAAACACGAGAAUGUGGUCAAUCUAAUAGAGAUCUGCAGAACCAAAGCCACUCAGUUCAACAGGUACAAAGGAAGCAUCUACCUGGUGUUUGACUUCUGCGAGCACGACCUGGCCGGACUGCUGAGCAACGCCAACGUGAAGUUCACGCUGGCAGAGAUCAAGAAGGUCAUGCAGAUGCUGCUCAACGGGCUCUACUACAUCCACAGGAACAAGAUCCUCCACAGAGACAUGAAGGCAGCCAACGUGCUGAUCACCAGAGACGGCGUCCUGAAGCUGGCCGACUUCGGUCUGGCUCGAGCCUUCAGCCUGGCGAAGAACAGCCAAGGGAACCGCUACACCAACCGGGUGGUGACGCUGUGGUACCGCCCCCCCGAGCUGCUGCUGGGUGAGCGGGAUUACGGCCCUCCCAUCGACCUGUGGGGGGCGGGCUGCAUCAUGGCUGAAAUGUGGACCAGAAGUCCCAUCAUGCAAGGCAACACGGAGCAGCACCAGCUGACGCUCAUCAGCCAGCUGUGCGGCUCCAUCACUGCGGAGGUGUGGCCCGGCGUGGAUAAGUACGAGCUGUACCAGAAGAUGGAGCUGCCCAAAGGCCAGAAGAGGAAGGUGAAGGACCGGCUGAAGGCGUACGUCAAGGACCCGUACGCCCUGGACCUCAUCGACAAGCUGCUGGUCCUGGACCCCUCGCAGCGCACCGACAGCGACGACGCGCUCAACCACGACUUCUUCUGGUCCGACCCCAUGCCCUCCGACCUGAAGAACAUGCUCUCCACGCACAACACGUCCAUGUUCGAGUACCUGGCGCCGCCCAGGCGGCGAGGCCACAUGCCGCAGCAGCAGCCCAACCAGAACAGGAACCCGGCCACCACCAGCCAGACCGAGUUCGACCGCGUCUUCUAGACACACGGACCUCCCGCCUCUGAUGGCCAGACUUUGACGCUCGCUCACUCAUUCACGAACUGCUGGGGAGCUUCACCUUCACCCUUUGAUUGUUAAUCAAAUGUGUCGGGGUUUUUUUUUUUUUUUUUUUUUGCAUUUGUCACAACAGUAUUCUUCGAUAAACGCCGGUUAAGCUCUGUUCUCAAGUCUUUAUUUAUCAUCCAUGUGUGCAUCUUGUAUUUAAACCCUUCACUCAUUUCUUUACGUAGGUCUGAAAGCGACAUUCUCGGAAUUAAAGGCUUAUUUUUUCUUACUCUGGGUGCAUGUGUCUUCUGGGACCAGCAGGGGGCGCCGCAGACACAAACAUCAGAUCCCUGUGUUCACUGUGAUUCAUCACUUCAUCAGCAGCUGUGAGCAUCCACAGCCAGGGAAAUGUGACUCCUCUUCUGCACAUGAGAGAACAGGGAUGUCAAACAUAUGGCCUGUGGGCCCAAACCGGUCCCCACGAGGCUCCAAACCACAAAUGGCAAAUAGUAUUGAUUUCAAAGAAAACACUGAACUCUGAGGGUUUUAUUAUUAAAACUGGCUUUAUGUUGAGCUUCUAAUAAUUUCCAGGAGUAUUUGUUUGGUUUUGUGAAAAUAGAUUUUUUUUCAUCAUAUUGAUCAUAUUGAUAUAUAUAUACAUAUAUAUGUACUCUGCAUCACAGCAAAGAACACAUGUAAAAUGGUUAUUUUGACCUGAAGACCAGCUGAACAGGAAACGACAGGAAUCAGUGUGAAGAGUCUGAAUCACUGCUGCUUCCUUCACAUCAGGGUUUUCCAUCGUCUCCUUCUUUCAGUAAAGUCGGAAAGCUUGAAGAAAACAGAGGAUGAUUCAGA
Messenger RNA from Salarias fasciatus (jewelled blenny), 2060 nucleotides. It is a transcript of the gene cdk9, whose product is annotated as cyclin-dependent kinase 9 (CDC2-related kinase). Gene Ontology annotation, biological process: protein phosphorylation. The transcript is spliced from 8 exons. Gene Ontology annotation, molecular function: ATP binding; RNA polymerase II CTD heptapeptide repeat kinase activity; cyclin-dependent protein serine/threonine kinase activity. NCBI's taxonomy places the organism in Eukaryota, Metazoa, Chordata, Actinopteri, Blenniiformes, Blenniidae. Gene Ontology annotation, cellular component: nucleus. The record is from RefSeq and is a predicted model, not a curated record. The coding region runs from base 27 to 1202 and encodes 391 amino acids.